AUGCCCUCUUUGACCACUCUUGCGAGCGCGCUCGCUCUCGUUCCAUCCGUCUUUGCCGGUUGGAAUGUCAACUCGAAGCAAAACAUUGCUGUGUACUGGGGACAAAACUCGGCCAACCAACAAAGCACACAACAGCGUCUUUCGACCUACUGCAGUGAUGCCAACAUCAAUGUUAUCGACAUUGCUUUCCUGAACGGAAUCACUCCUCCCAUGACCAACUUUGCCAAUGCUGGUGACCGAUGCGCUCCCUUCUCCGACAACCCUUGGCUCCUGAGCUGCCCUGAAAUUGAGGCGGAUAUCAAGACUUGCCAGGCCAACGGCAAGACCAUCCUCCUUUCUCUUGGUGGUGAUUCCUACACUCAAGGUGGCUGGAGCUCUGCCAGUGCUGCUCAAGCCGCAGCCAACCAAGUCUGGGCCAUGUUCGGUCCUGUCCAAUCCGGCAACUCUGCCGAGCGUCCCUUUGGAAGUGCCAUUGUGGACGGAUUCGACUUUGACUUUGAGGCAACCACCAACAACCUGCCGGCCUUUGGCGCCCAGCUCAAGAGCCUCUCAAACGCCGCCGGUGGCAAGAAGUACUACUUCUCGGCUGCUCCGCAGUGCUUCUUCCCCGACGCUGCUGUCGGCGCGCUGAUCAACGCCGUCCCCAUGGACUGGAUCCAGAUCCAGUUCUACAACAACCCUUGCGGCGUCAGCGGCUACACGCCCGGCACCAGCAGCCAGAACAACUACAACUACCAGACCUGGGAUACCUGGGCCAAGACGAGCCCCAACCCCAACGUCAAGCUUCUUGUCGGCAUUCCCGCUGGCCCGGGUGCUGGUCGUGGCUACGUCUCUGGCUCUCAGCUCACUUCUGUCUUUCAGUACUCGAAGGGAUUCAGCGGCACCUUUGCCGGUGCUAUGAUGUGGGACAUGUCCCAGCUCUAUGCCAACACUGGCUUUGAGGCCCAGGUUGUCAAUGCUUUGAAAUGA
Messenger RNA from Trichoderma atroviride IMI 206040, 969 nucleotides. RefSeq lists its product as uncharacterized. Gene Ontology annotation, cellular component: extracellular region. Gene Ontology annotation, molecular function: chitinase activity. The record is from RefSeq and is a predicted model, not a curated record. Gene Ontology annotation, biological process: carbohydrate metabolic process. Lineage: Eukaryota; Fungi; Ascomycota; Sordariomycetes; Hypocreales; Hypocreaceae.